Molecule: messenger RNA, 441 nt
Organism: Aricia agestis (brown argus)
Lineage: Eukaryota; Metazoa; Arthropoda; Insecta; Lepidoptera; Lycaenidae
Product: complex III assembly factor LYRM7
Exons: 4
Coding region: 57-428 (123 amino acids)
Biological process (GO): mitochondrial respiratory chain complex III assembly
Source: RefSeq, a predicted model, not a curated record
AGAGAAAUUUUAUUUUUGUUUAUCGUUUAUCCUAUUAUUAUUAAGUUUAAUUUAGAAUGAGCUCUUUAAAAGCAUCUGUACUUCAAACAUUCAAAAAACUGCAUAGGACUAGGCUCAAAGUUUUUGCUGGAGAUGUUAAAGCAUUAUCUGCUGCUCGGGCUAAAAUCAAUGAGGAAUACAAGAAAAAUAUAAAUGUUAAAGACAUUGAAUCAAUAAUAGCAAUGAAUAAAUUUGCUGAAGAUGUUAUCAAAGAACUCCGAACACAAGUUAUACAAGCAAAAGAGGUUAAAAAAGGAGUGUAUGUUGCCAGAAUCACAGAAGACACAGUGAAAUUGGACAAUCUACCAUUCAAUGAGGAAAUGAUCCCUGAAGAAGGUGUUAGACGUGGAAAAAGUAAAUGUUGUCAAGACAUUUCACAAAAUAAAUAGAUUUUAUGGAAUA